Doryrhamphus excisus (bluestripe pipefish) is the source of this 4419-nucleotide messenger RNA. RefSeq names its product F-box and leucine rich repeat protein 19 (gene fbxl19). Lineage: Eukaryota; Metazoa; Chordata; Actinopteri; Syngnathiformes; Syngnathidae. Gene Ontology annotation, molecular function: DNA binding; protein binding; zinc ion binding. The record is from RefSeq and is a predicted model, not a curated record.
AGAGAGAGAGAGAGAGAGGGGGAGCGAGAGAGAGAGAGAGAGAGUGAGUGGGUGAGUGAGUGAGAGAGAAGUGAAUGGGACUUCGAACAGCAGUGCAUCCUUCACAUCAUCGAUAUCGAUCACCCAGCUUUUAUCGACAACACAUCGGCUCGCUGGGGCCAACCGGGAGCUCAGUUGGAGGCUAACGCAGGCUAGCAGCAUGGGGCGCGCAUGAGGCGGCUAACCGCACAAACAAGGAAGCGGACGAAGAGCUAACGUAGCUAGCUAGCCGCUGGCUAAUAUUGUUUCUAAUGUGUGAUCCGGGAGCAUGCGUGCUGAUACCGAGAGGUUGGUGCCUGCAAACGAGCGUGUUUUCAUUCCGACAACGCGCUCACUGCUUUCAAUGCUGAAGUGCAGCUAAGUGUUAGCAUGUUAGCUGAUGUUGUCCUUUUACGUUACUGGGAGCUGGGGGUGGGGGCGGGGGCGGGGGCGGGGGGUGCCGUGUGUGUAACACUCUCAUGUCAUGUCAGUGUAACAGUCAGUGAUAAGCAACACGCGUGUGUACGCGCAUUGUGUACUUGGUGGGAUUUAGCAGUAAUGUGGGAACUUGGCUAGCAGGAUGGGUUGUGAUUUCCAAGCUCAGCAAGAGUCAAUCACGUGACUCCUGCACCGGCACCCUCCGACCUGCCAACUUGCCCGCCCACCCCACAUGCUAGUUAGCUCACAUGCUAACGACGUGUCGGCACGUCGGCACCAUCCUGGCGUAGGACAGGAGUUGGGAGGCUUCUCAGCUGAAAUGUGGUCCUGUCUCUGGCAGCUGACUCGUUGGGGGAUGUCGGGCAGUAAGGCGCUGGGCGGGGGUGCCAGGCGCAGGAGGACGCGGUGCCGGCGCUGCCAGGCCUGCACGAGGAGCGAGUGCGGCGAGUGUCACUUCUGCAAGGACAUGAAGAAGUUCGGAGGGCCGGGACGCAUGAAGCAGUCCUGCCUGCUCAGACAGUGCACGGCGCCCGUGUUGCCGCACACGGCCGUGUGCUUGGCGUGUGGCGAGGCGGGAAAGGAGGACACGGUGGACUCGGAAGAGGACAAGUUCAGCCUGUGUCUGAUGGAAUGUACCAUCUGUAACGAGAUCAUCCACCCCAGCUGCCUCAAGAUGGGCAAAGCCGAAGGCAUCAUCAAUGACGAGAUUCCCAACUGCUGGGAGUGUCCCAAGUGCCACAAGGAGGGGAAGACCAGCAAGGACCAGGCGGACAUCUUGGGGAGGCGCAGGCUGGACAACGGCGAAGUGGGCCGCUGGAAGCUGACUGAUGACCCGCCCCCCAAGAAGAAAGUCCCGCCCUCCCUGGAGGUGGAGGGCGGCCACAAGAGGAAGCGGGAGAAAGACGCGCCCGUGGACGGCGGGUCCAAAAAGAAGAUGAAAGGUGCACACGAGAAGCGGCUGAAGAAGAAACCCAAACAGGAGGCCGAGGAGUCAAAUGGCCCCACCUCCUCCGCCGGAGGAUCCGCGGUGGGCCCCGCCUCCUCCUCCUCGUCCCUGACCGCCGAUGGCGGGGGGGCGGCGUCGGGCGCAGACCAGCGCUCGCAUCACAGGGAAAAGCUGGAACGCUUCAAGAGGAUGUGUCUGCUGGAACGCCGUGCCUCGUCCUCAUCCUCGUCUUCCUCCAGCUCCGAGUCCGACUCCGACUCGGACGACUCGCUGCCGGAGCAGGGAGGUGGAGGCUCUCCGCCCUCCUCGCCCUCGCUGCCUCCUCCCGUCUCCUACGGCAUGGGCGGCGGGAGCCGUGCGGAGAGGAGCCGGCGUCUGGCCGAGCUCGGCUUCAGCGCCAGUGAGGACUCGGAGGGCGAGGAGGAGCAGGCGGGAGACAAGGCCCGGCGGCGAGGAGACGCCGCCAUUCUCCCGCGUGGGAGGAAAGGAGGCGGCGUGGACGCGGAUGAGGACGACAGAGCCAAGAAAACAUCCGCCUCCGUCGCCAUCCUGCCCCCCUCGCCUCUCUCCUCCAAUCAAAUGGCUCUGUCCUCCCAACAUGGCGGCGGCCUGACGGCCAAGCAGCGCAGCAACGGACAGGAGGCGCGCAACGGCCGGACACGAGGAGGCGUGGGCGGUGAGAAGGAGAACGCCAGCAGUCUUUUGACCAAUCACAGACACGGUGGGGGGGGGGGAGGAGGCGGGCCUAAGGGCAACAAAGGUCGAAGCAACGUGAAAAACCAGACGUCCUCCAGAAACUUCUCCUCCUCCAUCCCCACCUCCAACGGGGGAGGAGGGGGAGGCGGCCUGAUGAUGUCGGCCAUGGCGGCAUCCCCGUGCUCCCGGCCGUCGCGCUUGGCGCCACGCUCCCACGUGAUGAAGCGCAGCCCGCCCGCCGUGCCCUCGCCGCCGCGGCCCGUCCAGAUGGAGAGACACUUGGUGAGGCCGCCGCCCACCUGCCCUGAGCCCAGCUGCCUGCCGCUGGACUCGGGCUCCGCCCACAUCAUGACGCGAGACGUGUGGCUGCGAGUCUUCACGUACCUCAGCCAGCCCGAGCUGUGCGUGUGCAUGAGGGUGUGUCGCACGUGGAGCCGUUGGUGUUGCGACAAGAGGCUGUGGACUCAGAUCGACGUGAGCAGACAGCGCUCCAUCACGCCGCCCAUGCUGAGUGGAAUCAUCCGCAGACAGCCCGUCUCGCUCAACCUGGGCUUCACCAACAUCUCCAAGAAGCAGCUCAUGUGGCUCAUCAGCCGCCUGCAAGGUCUGCUGGAGCUCAACGUGUCGGGCUGCGCGUGGUCGGUGGUGUCGGCGCUGUGUCAGAGCGCCUGCCCGUGUCUGAGGUUGUUGGACUUGAGUCGCGUGGAAGACCUGAAGGACUCGCACCUGAGGGAGCUGCUGGCUCCGCCCCCUGACACCAGGACAGCGCACGGCGAGACACGGGCGGGGCGCUUCCACAACGUGACGGAGCUGAGACUGUCGGGUCUGGACCUGACGGACGCCUCGUCCCGCCUGCUGGUCCGUUACGUCCCCCGCCUGGCCAAGUUGGACCUCAGUCACUGCGCCGACGUGUCGGACCAGAGCGUGCACAUGCUCACCUCGGCCGCAUCGCCGCUCAGAGAGACGCUGACGCACGUCAACUUGGCAGGUUGCAUCAAGGUGACGGAGCAGAGUGUCCCGUUGUUACGCCGAUGCCCCUCCCUGCAGACGGUGGAUCUGCGCUCGUGCUCGCUCCUCCCCUCAGAGGCGGGGCUACUGCUGUGCUUCCCGCCCCGGCCGUCCUCUUCCUCUGCCGCCGUGCUGGCUGCUUCCACUUCCUGUCCUCCUGAGGACAGGACGCUGCUAAAGAACAGCUGAACGGCAUCAUGGAACAUUGGCCUUGGUGGCAUGGCCCCGCCCACAGCUGCUUAUAGGACAGGUGAGGAGGAGGAGGAGGAGGAGCAGGAGGAAGAAUCCUACUUUUGUUGGCCUGUACAUACUUGUUCUCUGUACAAAUGUGUGUGUGUGUGUGUGUGUGAGUAUAUAUGUGUACUUUAUCUGCUGUACGUGACCUUGCACCCCCACGGCCCCCCCACAGCCCCCCCCACGGCCCCCCCACGGCCCCCCAACCUUCCCACCUCUCCUGCAGCCAAUCAUCACGCCUGCUGCUCAGCUGCAGAACAACAGGAAGUGGGCCAAGCUAGCUCAUUAGCUUGCCGCAAAACACCGUCACGUUACUGUUGAGUCUGCAUGUUAGAACCCGAAGCUAAGAUAAGCUAAUCUGCGUGUGAACGUGUGCACGUGUGCACGUGCGCUACUCCAACGUUGACCGUCUUUCGUGUGCGUCUGUCAAAAGUCAUCAUCUUUGAGGUGCAACGUUGCUUCGUUGAGACGGCCAGGCGUUGCCUGAAAACCCCUCCUCCAUUUCAGCGUCCUUCCAAACUGACUUGCUCUUGUGUCCUGGCAGCUAGGCUAGCAGCUAGCUAACACGUUAGCUUCAGAUCUGCACUACAAGUCCAUGAACUAAAGUCAGUCUGAAACACGCUUUGAACAAACUGGCAGAUGAUCAAGUCCUGAGUGGGAGUGGUCGUCCCCGGGGAAGAAAAGCUCUGGUUGCAGCUUCCAAAAGGUGAAUAAGCUUCUUUUUUAUUGUUUACGCCAGUCAUCGACUGUUGCUCGGACAAAACUGUGACAAACGUCUUCUUUUCGUCACACUGCCAUCAAGUUCACUGAUCAGUUGAUCAGCUGUCGGUGUGACGUCGUCGUCGUGCUGAUUGGACAGCUCCUCCGAGCUCUUAUCCAAUCUGAAUGAUUGACGUUUUCUAAAAAUGCACUGGAUCAUCAUGACCUUCGUCCUUGUUUGCCAAAACUUGUUUUUUAUACUUUGUCCAUGAUUGUGUGGGAAAAUGAGGGAAGUUGGAAGUAAAAGCAACUCAAGGCAGCUACGUGUGAGUAACUACUGUACAAUGACUAAUAAAGAAGCAAGGAGUUGUUGUUUUUUU